Messenger RNA from Caenorhabditis sp. 36 PRJEB53466, 2066 nucleotides. NCBI's taxonomy places the organism in Eukaryota, Metazoa, Nematoda, Chromadorea, Rhabditida, Rhabditidae. The record is from the annotation of a GenBank genome assembly.
AUGGCGGUUUCUCAUCACUUGUGCCAAUUUCUACGCAAAAAUGAGAGCAUUGACUUUUCCACAUUAUUGAGUCAUUCGGCAAAAGAAGAAGCGACGUCGAACAUAAACAAGGUUAGAAACGGAAAUUUAUUUUUCUUCUCAAAAUGAAGAAUCGAGUACUACUUCAAUCAGAGUUGUGGAAUUCAAUUUGGCUCAAUGUCGCAAAAAACAACAAAUUCAACGAUUUUUUUUUGGAAUUUCAGAUCACGUAUGCAUAUAUUGCACCGUUCAUUAUCAUAUUCGGAAUAGUUGGCGAUGUACUGACCGUAGUCACAUUAACACAUCCACUUUUACGGAAAUCUUCAAUUAUAUACACUUAUCUCACAUUACUUGCUAUGACGGACUUGGUAAGUUAGAAAAAAGGGUACUAGGAGGGAGGGGGGGAGCCUCUCAUUGAGUAGUAGAGAGAUCUACGGAGGUUACUUGGUUCCACUCCCUAGCCAGCACUUAAAAUCAGCCUCAAGGCGGGUCACCACCGUUAUACCUAGUAUACAGCAAAAACCGAGAUCCACAGUGAUCCAGCACCUCUGAAUAUAUUUGAAUAAAAAGUUUUACUGAUGACAAUAUCUUUUCAUCAACCCUACUGUAAAAAACGGAAAACAAUAAACUUUUCCAUUACAGCUCACACAAUUUUCUGUAAUACCAAUGAUAAUGUGGCUACUUGACAUCCGAGCUUGCUCCAAAACUUCCGCUUUUUUUUAUGCACAUGUUGGAUUUCCAUUAGUAAGUUUGAACGACAGAUUAAUAACUGAUAAUUUUAAAUUGAAAUCAUAUUUUAAUUAAGGCAAACGCGUUGAUGGGAUCAUCUGUCUGGGUAGUUGUAUUUUUAACUCUUUCGCAAUAUAUGGCUGUAUGUAAACCAUUUGCGUACGGUUUGAGGUAAAGAUUUUUGAUGUUUGACAAUUUUGAAUGUGCAAUCAUUGCAGAUCUCAUAAAAUUUGCUACAUUUUAUUUGCACUUUCAUAUAUUUUCAAUUUCUGUAUAUAUGCACCAUGGGCCAUUAAGAAAAAUGUGCAUGACAUAUCUGAAAUGGUUCCGGAGGUGAGGAAACUACAGAUUUCCGUCAAUUUAUCCCUCUUCCAGCAUUUUUUUGAGUCCGUAUGCCCUUACGUGGUUUGUGAUGCAAAACGACCGGAUUGGUUCGUUAUCUAUGAAACAGCAAGAGAACUCAUAUCACGGAUAUUUCCAUUUUUCUUAGUCGCUUUUUUAAAUGUGAAAAUUCUGAUAACGUAUCGGUAAGUUUAUAAGUAAAACGAAAAAAGCAUCGCAAUGCCAGAAAUUGUUCUAGAAACACAAAGAAAGAUAGAAUGGAGCGAUUAGCAAACUCGCAAAAAAAGUUUAUGUUUGAAAAAAGUGAACGAGAAGAAAAACGUCUUUUCAUUUUGCUCUUCGCAAUUGUGAUUGUAUUUUUUGUGUGCACGAUACCAGCAGCUCCAUUAACAAUAUUAGUUGCGGACACCAAGAGCAAUAAUGUUGGAUUUCAAGUAUGUCACUGAUAUUAUUUAUGUAAAAACUGGGAACAGCAGUUUUUGAAGAUAUUCCGAGCAGUGGUGAACUUAUUGGAAUUCACAAAGUUCGCAAUGAAUUUCUACUUUUACUGCCUAAUUAAUCCGGAUAUCCGAAGUAUAUGUGCCCAUGUCAUAAUGUGCAAGAAAAUUACUAAACCACCACGUGUUAAAGGCCAGCCCACCACUCCAUUGUCCAUGUAUACUAGGUAAAGUACACGUUAGAGUUAGCAUUGAAUUUUUUCGUUUUCAGGUCAACAAAAAAUUCUACAAUAAGAGAUGCAUAUAAAAAUAGUGAGAAACGAACUGUUAUUGGAGAUGAUUCGAAAAAAUUCGAUGAUUCGCGAAAUAGUUCAUUAAAAUCCACGUAAGCAGGAGAAAUAAUAUGUUAAUUUACGUCGAAAUUUAUUUUACAGAAAAGAUAUGAAUCGUCGUGGUGUAUUACCGGAGACACUAAUCGAAAAAUUGACAGUUAUAAAAGAAAACGAGUCGGUCACUUCGGAAACUGGAGAUCGAGUAUGA